Messenger RNA from Penicilliopsis zonata CBS 506.65, 1212 nucleotides. RefSeq lists its product as hypothetical. The coding region runs from base 1 to 1212 and encodes 403 amino acids. The transcript is spliced from 2 exons. The record is from RefSeq and is a predicted model, not a curated record. NCBI's taxonomy places the organism in Eukaryota, Fungi, Ascomycota, Eurotiomycetes, Eurotiales, Aspergillaceae.
AUGGCUCAACCAGGUGUGGACACUACUGCGAUCAUCAAGAUCGCUGGUGCAGGGUUUCGGCUCUCUCUUCUCCUCAACGCUGCCGGCUGCCAGCUCGCCCAGUCUGGGAUCGAAAUCCAUAGCAUCGCGAAGGGUGUCUCCCUCUUCGCCUUGGCGCUGAAGCAGAUCGGCCAGACGCUGUGUCCGGCAGAUGGAUACCAAUCACGCGUGGAGGCACUGGACAAGUCGUGGGAAAUUGCAACCCACGGCCAGGCAAUCUUUACCGAGAUCGAACAGAUGCUGGAUCGACUAAAGGGGACCGACCUGCAUGAUACUCUCCGGACGCUUCCUCUGUCGCAACGAGUAAAGUGCUGUUUCAGGAAACAAAGUGUCACAUAUCUCCUCGCGCAGCUGGAGUCUCUAAAGCUGAGCCUGGCUGUGCUGGCUUUGAUACUGCGGCUGGGUAGACUGAUGAGCGGUGGUUCUGAGCUCACCGACGAGACAAUCGCUCAAGAGCGAGCAGAGGCCCAGAACAUGGUCAUUGUCCGCUACUGGUCUAUGAAACGCUUGGACCGCCUGUGGGAACUGGUGGAACAGGAAGCUGAAGAAACCGAAACCGAUCAGAUUAGUCGAUUGAUCCAUCACAAUAACCCGUACGCGGUCCCGGUGCUCCCCACCAGACUCCCUAUUGCAUUGUUUGCGGUGAGCGAGUCGACAAUGAGCAAGAUGGAGAAAUCCCCAAGGGACAUGCUCCAAUACUCGGAUCAAGUGGUUGACCAGCUGCUCGCCCAAUAUACCGAUCCACCGGACUGGCGAAAGCCACCCCCCAAGCAAGCAAGGCAGCGCACAACCCGUCCACGAUCCCAGUAUCACGCACAGGUGGAGAGCGACCCGGAAGAUACACGGCAACACUCGGGCCUGCCAGUCACUGGCCCAGUUCCUCCACAAGCACAACCCCCUAACCAUCCAUCCAAACACGUAUAUCAACAUCCAUAUCCACAACAACCAACCGUGGGGGGGGAGAUGUCCUCUCGGUCCGUGUGCUUCAAUCUCCCACCCCAACACCUCUCUACAGCACAUCACCGCUCGGCCUCAUCCAGCCGACAUGCGCGACGAGACAGAAAGGACCGGGACGGCAGUGAGAAUCUCGCGCGGAAUGCAGCUAGGGGACUUGUUGGGAUUGGGGCUAUUGCGGGGUUCAUGGAUGCCUUGGAAGCCUUUUCUAUCAUCUAG